AUGGCCUCAACAAAGCCUCUGUCGCCUCAGACCUCUCACAAGGCAUCUUCGAUAGGAGCAUCGUUGCCCCAAGCACAAGAGUUGGAAGAGGUGUCCCUUGGGGCGGUGGUAGACGAAGCGUCGAAUGGACAUCAUGGCAUCUCUACGAGCGCCAGCACAACAACAGUCGUGCCGACAUCCCAUUCCACCCCACCAUUCCACCAUGACACGGCAAAGAACGUCUCUUCUGGCGGCGGUCAUCCUGCUUCGCGCAACAAGAACACAACUCAGCAAGAAGUAACCGCCCGUCACGACGAAAUGCUAAAGCAAAUGUUCAUCUACUACUGUGACAGCGAGGAAUUCUACGAUCUCAAAUCCUCCACGCGCAAGUACCGCCUGGAUACCCUUCGCCGAGCGCAUCAGGCCUCUGAGCGCAGCGGAUACUGUCCCCGUUCCGACUCCCUGGUUUUCAGCUGGUUGUGGGCGCGACUCCUUCGGAUGCAUGUUGCGCGUGGCUACGAAUCAGGCCAAGGUGUCAAGGCAACGGCAGAUGUCAAGUCGUAUCUUGAUGUGGUCGACAUCCCUGCUAUGGUGACUGAUCGGUAUGCCAAGCUUCCACUCUGCGAAGUCUGCGAUCGCGACAUUCUGCCCUGCAACUUUGGUCUACCCGAAUGCGAAGAUUGCUUCAAUUUGGAAUAUGAGCAGUGCCAAAAGCCAAAUGGAAGCUGCAAGGAAUGCGGAGAUCCGUUGCAGGACUAUGAGAAGACCUACGAUCUCUGCACUGAUUGCGAGAAUCCUUCAUUGCCGCCGCUGGGCGAAUGUGCAGAUUGUGGAAAACACAUUUCCGACAUCUACGAGAUCUGCCAAGACUGCGCUGACAAUUUGUCGGAGGGACAGUCGGAGGAGGAGGAGGCAAUCCACCAGCGCGUGGCUGAAAGCCUGCCCCUCCGUGAUGCCGAUGGAGAUGUGGUAAUGGGAAGUGGACAAACGGCAGACGGCGGUCCGGAAUGCCACGAUCCUCAGUCGGGGGCUCGACAGGCGGUGUCCAGCAAGGAGACAGUAGAGGGAAAGUCAUAG
Messenger RNA from Lecanosticta acicola, 1056 nucleotides. The record is from the annotation of a GenBank genome assembly. NCBI's taxonomy places the organism in Eukaryota, Fungi, Ascomycota, Dothideomycetes, Mycosphaerellales, Mycosphaerellaceae.